This is a messenger RNA of Talaromyces amestolkiae, 1659 nucleotides long. RefSeq lists its product as uncharacterized. The transcript has 9 exons. Gene Ontology annotation, cellular component: membrane. The record is from RefSeq and is a predicted model, not a curated record. The coding region runs from base 1 to 1659 and encodes 552 amino acids. NCBI's taxonomy places the organism in Eukaryota, Fungi, Ascomycota, Eurotiomycetes, Eurotiales, Trichocomaceae. Gene Ontology annotation, molecular function: carbohydrate:proton symporter activity. Gene Ontology annotation, biological process: transmembrane transport; carbohydrate transport.
AUGGGUACAGAUAAGGCUAUCGCGAACGAGCGAGGGCUCCAAGAGCACGGACAAAAAGAGUAUGAAGCUGCUGUGCUAGUUAGGGAGGCUCAGGCCUCUGAUGCUGCGGAUCGAAAUUUGACGAUUUGGCAAGCGCUGAAGAAAUACAAGAAGGCUGUCCUUUGGAGCACGCUUCUUUCAACAGCCCUGAUCAUGGAAGGGUACGACGUUGUCAUUAUCAACGGCUUCCUCGGUCAACCCCAGUUUGCCGAGAAGUUCGGUGAUUUCAAUCCGAUGACUGGCAAGAAGGAGAUCAGUGCCGCGUGGCAGUCUGGACUUUCCAACAGCGCGCUUGUUGGCGAGCUGGCUGGCCUAGUCGUCAACUUCUUCGCAACAGACCGAUUUGGAUGUCGUCGUACCUACAUCUUCUUCAUGAUCUGGUUGGCGUGUGCCAUCUUUAUUUCGGUAUUCGCUCCUUCGCUAUCUGUCCUUGCUUUCGGCGAGGCCAUGAGCGGCAUCUCCUGGGGUGUUUUUCAGACUCUUACUACAGCGUACGCCUGUGAGAUUGUACCGACUGUCUUGCGUCCUUUCGUCACCGGCUACGUCUGUCUCGCAUGGGGCGCGGGUAUUCUACUCUCGUCUGGUGUGCUGCGAGCUGUGGUAGACCUGGAUGGCUCACUUGGUUGGCGACUUCCAUUCACUCUUCAAUGGGCCUGGCCAGUCCCGCUUCUAGUAGUGGCCUUCUUUGUCCCCGAGUCGCCUUGGAACGCUGUGCGCCGUAACAGGAUUGAAGAAGCACGGAGGUCCUUGAUCCGCCUACGAUCUGCUGGAACCUACACCGAGGAGGAUAUUGACGCGACGCUGGCAUACAUCCGUCAUACCACUGAGCUUGAGAAGGCUGAAACCGAGGGCGCGACCUUCUUCGACUGCUUCCGCGGAACAAACUUACGGCGCACUGAGAUUAAUGCAAUGACCUGGACUUGCCAGAUCUUCGACGGAAAUCCACUCACUAGUUAUGCCGUCGUCUUCUUAGAGGCUGCCGGAUUCAACACCGCACAGACCUUCGACCUCAAUAUGGGCGUCAACGCGUGUUUCGUCGUCGGUCCUCUGAUCUGCUUCUGCAUUUUAUCUUACUUUGGAAGGCGUACUAUAUAUAUGACUGGUCUCAGUGGCAUGUUCAUUAUUCAGGUCAUCAUCGGUGCUCUUGGGUUCAAUAUAAGCCACUCAACUCAAAUGGCGAUCGGCAUUCUCUUGGUUAUUUGCACCCUGGUAAACACGGUUUUCAUGGGUGCAACUUGCUACCCGAUCGUCGCCGAAACGCCGUCGGGUCGUCUACGUUACAAGACGAUUGCAAUCGGUCGAUUUACGUACAAUGUUGCAGGCGUCAUUGCAAACUCCAUCACGCCCAGAAUGUUGUCUUCGACUUCUUGGAAUUGGGGUGCCAAAGCUGGUUUGUUCUACGCAGGCACGAACCUCCUCUGCCUUAUUUGGUGCUUCUUCCGCCUUCCAGAAAGCAAAGGCCGCUCGUUCGGUGAGUUGGACAUUUUGUUCGAGAAACGGGUUUCAGCCAGAAAAUUCAAAUUCACCGCUGUCAAUGAAUUCUCUGAUAGUCCGCUCUUGGCGGAGAAGACUCUUGACGACGAUGCGAAGUUCUCGGGUAAUGUUGAGCACAAGGAAUAG